This is a messenger RNA of Plenodomus lingam JN3, 2070 nucleotides long. NCBI's taxonomy places the organism in Eukaryota, Fungi, Ascomycota, Dothideomycetes, Pleosporales, Leptosphaeriaceae. The record is from RefSeq and is a predicted model, not a curated record.
AUGGCCGUGGAAAACUACGACAUCGUUAUUGUUGGCGCCGGACCGGUUGGCCUUUGUCUGUCGACAAGUCUCGCAAAAUGGGGUUACAAAAUCAAGCACAUUGACAACAGGCCAGAGCCUACGGCCACGGGUCGGGCAGAUGGCAUACAACCGCGCUCUCUCGAUCUCCUCCGAAACAUGGGUCUCAAACGCAAGAUCAUGGAGUACGAGCCUGCGAAAGUGUAUGAAGUUGCCUUUUGGGAUCCCUCCGCCAAGGGCAUUCAUCGAACUGGCACAUGGGCCAGUUGUCCAAAGUUCAUCGAUGCGCGAUACCCAUUCACAACUCUUUUGCACCAAGGCAUGAUCGAGCGCGUGUUCAUUGAAGAUAUUGAGAAGAACGGCGGCUCAAUACAGAGACCAUGGACCAUCACUGGAUUCGAGAACGACGGAGCAGAUCCCACCUACCCGGUCAAGGUCGAUCUUGCACAUGUCGACGACAGCACUAAGACUGAAACUGUACGAGCGAAGUACCUAUUCAGCGGAGAGGGCGCGAGGAGUUUCAUUCGCGAGAAACUAGGCGUCAACAUGAUCUACAAAGACCCAAUUGCUCACGUCUGGGGUGUUAUGGACGGUGUCGUUCGCACAAACUUCCCUGAUAUCAAGAUGAAGUGCACAAUUCACUCAGACGCAGGCUCCAUCAUGAUCAUUCCCCGCGAAAACAACAUGGUCCGUCUAUACAUCCAAGUCGCCAGCUCAACAGACGAGGAUUGGGAUCCUCGCAAAACCAUGUCAGCAGAAGAAGUUCAAGUAAAGGCCAAGAACAUUUUGAAGCCAUACGAGAUCUCCUGGGAUCGCGUGGAGUGGUAUUCUGUCUACCCAAUCGGCCAAGGUAUCGCGGAACGGUACACCCUCGACGAGCGUGUCUUCAUGGGCGGCGAUGCAUGUCACACACAUUCCCCCAAGGCUGGACAAGGCAUGAACACCGCUUUCCUAGACGCUGUGAAUUUGGCAUGGAAGAUCCAUCACGUCGAAUCUGGAUGGGCGCCACGAACUCUCCUCUCCACCUAUGAGAAGGAGCGCAAACUGAUUGCUGAGACUCUCCUCGACUUCGACGCAAAAUACGCUAAACUCUUCUCGACACGCAUACCUUCAGCAGGUGAAGUGGCAGGCGCAUCGUCCGACGCAGUUGAGGAUAACGAGUUCAUCAAGACCUUCAAAGCAUCCUGCGAAUUCACCUCCGGCUACGGCGUUGCCUACAAGCCCAACGAAGUCAACUGGGGCCCCGAACAUCCCGCCCAACACCCCUUGAUCCUCCAGUACGAAAAGGGCACAACUCAACGCACAGGUCGCAUCCUUACCGCAGCCACCGUAACCCGCGUUGUCGAUGCCAACGUCGUACAUCUUGAACAAGAGAUUCCCUUCAACGGCUCCUACCGCAUGUUCGUCUUCGGCGGUGCCCCUGAAAAGACAUCCUCGGCACUCAAGGACCUCGCCAUCCAAAUGUCCACACCCAAAUCCUUUUUCUCAAACUUCCUCUACAAGGAUCUUGCUCCCGUAGACCGCUACCAUGAGCGCCAUAACCCACAUACCUCCUUCCUCUCCCUCGCCAUCGUCUUCUCCGCACCACGGAACAAGAUCCAUAUCGAUGAGCAGCUGCCCAAUCUACUGGCACGGUAUGCAGAUCACGUUUACGCAGAUGAUGUCUGGGAUCAGCGGGUGCCGGAUGCGAAGGCGGCAGCGCACGCCAAGAUGGGAUUGGACGAGGAGAAGGGCGGUAUCGUGAUUGUGAGGCCGGAUGGCUAUGUCGGUGUGGUCGUUAAGCUUGAGGAGGGAACUGGUACCUGUGAUGCCUUGAACCAAUACUUCCAGGUCGUUACUGGUAAGAGAUUGGGAGGUGAGACGGCAAGUCUGAAUCGUUCAAUCGAUGUUGAUAUCGUCUCUGAAAACGGUGGUUUAUCGGCUGUCGAUGUUCAUACACCACAUGUACACACGAGUGAAUUGCGUCCUUUUUUGAACGACAUGCCUAAUGCAUCACGCGAUGUACUUUUCGACCGCAUCAUCACGUCUCAAAGUGGAAAUGGAAGAUCCUGA